GCUGCGGCCCAUUUGACUUUGAGGGGGAAGCUAAACUACCAGCAGAGCCAUGGAGAAGGGCAAGGCCGCGAUGGAGAACAUGAAGAACAUGAAGAUGCCGCCUGGCAGCAAGGGACCGGCGGCCGCUCUGGCCAAGGUCGCUGUCUUCACGGGCGCGGCCAUCUACGGCGCCUACAUGUCGAUUUACAACGUGCCGCCUGGACACCGUGCCGUGGUCUACAGCCGUAUCGACGGUGUCGGUUCCCAGGUGAUUGAACAGGGCACGCACUUCCUCGUCCCGUGGCUGCAGCGCCCGCUUAUCAUGGAUGUGCGCACGCGUCCGCGCACCUACGCGUCGCUCACGGGCACCAAGGAUCUGCAGAUGAUCAACAUCUCGAUCCGUGUGCUGUCCAAGCCCGACCGCGCACGUCUGCAGUGGCUCUACCAGAACCUGGGCACAGACUUUGACGACAAGGUGCUGCCUUCGAUUGUCAACGAGGUGGCCAAGCAGGUGGUGGCCCAGUUCACGGCCGCCGAGCUAAUCUUCCAGCGUGACCACGUCUCGCGUCUCAUUAUCGAGAACCUGAAGCGUCGCGCGGACCGCUUCGCCAUUAUGCUGGAGGAUGUGUCUAUCAUCCACUUGACGUUCGGUGCCGAGUACACGGCCGCUAUCGAGGCCAAGCAGGUGGCGCAGCAGGACGCCGAGCGUGCCCGUUUCGUCGUGGAGCGCGCAAUUCAGGAGAAGAAGAGCACGGUUAUCCGCGCUCUGGGUGUGUCCAAGUCGGCCGAGCUGGUGGGUGAGGCCAUUAAGAACAACCCGGCCUUCGUGCAGCUGCGUCGUCUGGACGCCGCUAAGGAGAUCGCCACGGUCAUCUCGCGCUCGGCCAACAAGGUUUACCUCAACUCGGACUCACUGCUGCUCAACAUCCUGCACGACACGGACCAGUCCUCGUUCGGCAAAAAGAAGUAAGCUGGAGAGUUAGAGCGGCGCUUGGGCUCUCAGUAGGAUACGGUCGGUUAUUCCCUCGAUACGAAGACAGGUUUUUAAAGUCUGAUGAACGAAGGAUGCAGUCACCACAAGCUGUGGCACAUUCCAUUGGUCGUGGUCGUCUGAUAGCACCAGUACGUCGCGUUGCUAACCAGGUGCCACCUAUAAGCACUUUAGCCUGGUGGGGAUCGAAACUUUGGUUUACCGAUACGUCGACUGAGAUCGGAGCGUGCGCGUCAAAACUGGUGUAAAACGUGAUCUCGUAUGUCGCCCGUUGAGUUUACAGUUCAGGUUCAGCUGCGACUUGAAGGGCUGCAUGCAAAACUUGUCCGGGAUCCCUCUUUGAACAUUCCGUCUCCGCCAAACACCCUUGCACACACCUGAGAGGUACGUGUAGCUCAUCGUAGAGGCCCUUGUCGUGGUCCUGGUCCUCAGCUUGUGUGAUCUUCUC
Molecule: messenger RNA, 1418 nt
Organism: Phytophthora nicotianae INRA-310
Lineage: Eukaryota; Oomycota; Peronosporomycetes; Peronosporales; Peronosporaceae
Exons: 4
Coding region: 50-949 (299 amino acids)
Biological process (GO): mitochondrion organization
Cellular component (GO): mitochondrion; membrane
Source: RefSeq, a predicted model, not a curated record